AUGUCUGAAGAGAAAUUUGCUACGAAUCAAGCCAUUUUGAGCGGAGCAUUUGCUCUUGGUUGGCGAGAUGAAACUCUAUUACAAAAAAAUGCAUGGCAGGAAUUGAAUUUCACUCUGGUUUUGCAGUGUGCAGUAACUACGAAGUACUACAAAAGGAAUCCCAAAGCAUUCAUUAAGCAGUGUUCGAAGCAAGAGACACUGUCAUUCAAUCAGAAAAUCGCCGACUUUGACGGUGACGAGUUCAACGUCUUCUUCUCGAAGCUCAAAAAAUUCGAAGUGUGUAUUCGAGUCGAGGGUACCAAAAUUAUAGGACGACUGGGCCUUUUCCAGCAUAUCAGCCAGAAAGCGGGAUGCUGGUUCCACGAUCUUGCGGCAAUUGUAAUAAUCGACAAUCCUUAUCUGGAAGAGAUAGUAUUUGGUCGCUCUAACAGAGUUAGAGCCGACGCCUUACCGACGUUGAUGGUACGAGGAAAUCGAAAACUCUCAAAUAAUACCAUCACAAGACUGAAAGAAUUGAAAGCUCGUGGACGGGCAUCGAAACGGAAUUCCAUUCAAGAAUUCGGAGGCUAUUUUGGGCUCUCAUCAAACCGUCUGUGCAAUUUUCCCAGACUUGGGAAGCCAAGAAGGUAUAAUUUCACAGAGUGCACUGUUCCGGAACCGCUGAAGAAUCUGAAUGACUUGAUCGGAUGUGAGCUGCUCCACGGUGACAUCAGAGUGAGACGGGAUCAGCAAAGUCUUCUCCCACCGCGUGAGCCACUAAAGCCAUUCACGCUCACUGGAUGUGUAAUGUUGAAGAACUCAAAAAUAGAGAACAUCGACUUCCUACGAAAUCUUCAAGAGCUACGCUCACCAAGAUGGAUAUGCGACAAUGAAAUCAUCAACAAUACAAAUCUGUGCAUUCACGAAGAUUUCGAGAGGAUUCUUCGAUCACGUAUCGACAAGCAUGACAUGGACGAUACUCCAGAAGAUUGUGAGCUCAGUUUUCUAAGGCAUUUUAUUCUUUCAACUUUAUCACAGUCUUUAAUGAACUGGAAGGUCUAUUGA
Messenger RNA from Cooperia oncophora, 1044 nucleotides. Lineage: Eukaryota; Metazoa; Nematoda; Chromadorea; Rhabditida; Trichostrongylidae. The record is from the annotation of a GenBank genome assembly.